CAUAACAAAAUAUUUCAAUUCUGUAAUCGUUACAUAAUAUCGUUAUAUAUAAGAUAAUAUUUAACAAUGACUAAUAUAUCAAACUAUGUACUUCCUUAAAAAACAUAAGUUAAGUGAUACAGAAUGAUAAAUAUACUAUCAUAUGUGGGAAUGGGUUUACAGUCAGAAGUAUGCUUAUGGACUCUGUUGGGGCUGGUGCGAACAAUAUUCGAUGCAACACUAUUUAAAGUGAACGCUAACCUGAAACAGGUAUGGCAGAUGAGAAUGCCGGAGGAACUAACACUGCCAGUGCAACGCGCACUGCGCAUCAUGAUCUCCGGGGUGAUGCUUGUCCAGUGUUUUACUGUAUACAUUUAUCUAGCCUCAUAUAUAGUUCUACUAUAUCCUGUAUUCCUGGAGGAACGGCCCGUCUUAGUACUACUUUGGCUUCUAAUAGCUGCUGUAAGAAAAUUGCUGUGUGAAUUGAUGAGUCUUGCGCUUGGCCUCGGUACAUGUGUAUUAUUGGGACCAGCUAGACCACUCUGUAUAAAAUUUGUUGUUACCAAAGUCGCGUCAAUAAUGCCUGCAUUUUACAUGUGGAUACUAGUGUACAGUUACUACCAUGCCCUUAAAAUGGCAUCAGCAUUUAAAACAUUCCCAGCAGUGUUACAAAGUAGUGACCAUGAUUACGGUCUUGAAUUAGCGAUCCGAAGGCGAUGCACUAAAUCAUUAUUUGGAGAAGAACAUUUGCGCAGAAAAUUAGUCACAAAUUUCUAUGAUGAUAGACAUUCUUCUAAUAGAGAUACAAAUUGGACAAAAUGUGAUUAUUUAUCUCGGUUAAAUGAAGCUACAGAUUGUGCUAUUGAAAAUAACUCUAUAGAAUAUGAUACAUUACAACCCGAUACAUCUAAUCGUCUAAUACCAGAUGCAGGUUUUUAUGAAGAUUUGUUUGGCAGUGAAGUUACAAUACCCCGUGAUAGUGAUCGUAUACUUGAACAAUUUGGAGUAAUGCUAUUGCAUGUUGCUGCAUUUUUAAAGAAAGAAGAAGAUCCCAGUAGUAUACACCCAUUUAAUUCUCAGUCCUUUAUGAUUAUACCAAAAUUUGAUAAUAUUGAUUGUACAAAUAUACCUGCUGAAGAUACGGAAGCAACCUCACUUGGUGGUACCACUAGUAAAAGAACCACUUCUUAUUUACAGCAAUAUCCGCAAAUUUUUAUGAAAAAGUUGUCUGAGAUACCAUUAACAUUGCAGUCUGAAUAUACAAAACGAACACAUACUCAAAGUAGAAAAGGAGACGACAACAACAACGUAAUAAAAAGUCAUAAGCAUACAUUAACUAUUGAAUCCAAUCAGACUACAAUAGUAGAUAUUAAAAAAGUAGUUAGUCGAAAAAAAAUUGACGUACCAAAUCGUUUGAAGAAAUCUAACAUGCAAAAGACAUUAAGUGAGAAUUCGGUAGUUUUUAGUAAUAAUUCCGGAGACAAGAAUUCUUCAAACAUGGAUUCAAAAUGGAAGCUUAAAGAUGAAAUUUCAAGGCAAUCUAUGGAUAAACAGCUAGUUUCUACUGAUAGCUUAUAUAUCGUAUUGAAUAGCAUGAAAGCUGAAAUACCUACUAAUACAAAUUGUUCAGUAGAGGAACUUAAAGUACGAUACGACUACGGUACGAUAAACGACUUUUCUUCAAUACAUAAUAUACAUGAAUAUUCUAUAAGCAAUACUUCUGAAUCUUUGAUGUUAUCUCAGAACUCUGAAAAUUCUACUUCCACUAAAAAAAGUUUAAAAGAGCUAAAUGAAGAUGCAAUCGAACAUUAAACUAGGUACUGUUAUAUUAUGUGAUAUAUUUAUACUUGAGGCAUUAUCAAGAUAAUGUACAAGUACAAAAAAUAUUCUAUAUUUUGCAUUUUUUUCUUAGU
Messenger RNA from Achroia grisella, 1892 nucleotides. RefSeq lists its product as uncharacterized. The coding region runs from base 124 to 1791 and encodes 555 amino acids. NCBI's taxonomy places the organism in Eukaryota, Metazoa, Arthropoda, Insecta, Lepidoptera, Pyralidae. The record is from RefSeq and is a predicted model, not a curated record. The transcript is spliced from 5 exons.